Messenger RNA from Canis lupus familiaris (dog), 1440 nucleotides. RefSeq names its product GTPase IMAP family member 5. Bases 238 to 1263 code for a protein of 341 amino acids. The transcript has 4 exons. The record is from RefSeq and is a predicted model, not a curated record. NCBI's taxonomy places the organism in Eukaryota, Metazoa, Chordata, Mammalia, Carnivora, Canidae. Gene Ontology annotation, molecular function: GTP binding.
AGGAGCCGCCCGCGGUCCCUCCCCGGAGAGCCGCGCCCCCUCCAGCGGCCCCGAGAGCUCCCGCGUCCCCGCUGCCCGGAGAGCCUGACCCCCCGCCCCCAGAGCUGCCUGUGCCGCGAGAGCCGCCCGCCUCCAGGCCCCAAGCCGCCCGGAGAGCCGCGGUCGAGCACCGAGCCCGCAGCGCCGCGCCUGGCAAGCUUUCAGUCGGUCAACAUCAGUUUAUGUCCUGACCGUGGGAUGGUAAUGUUGUAUGUGGUGUCCCAAGAGGCUUGUGAACUUGUUUGGAAUCUUCUCUCCUCCCCCCUGUGGAAUCAAGAGAAUAUGCAGAAGAGCAUGGAAGGGCUUCAGAGGAGCAGAUACGGAACGAUGGCUGAAGGCAGAGACGAAGAUAACUGGUUUGCAACACCACCCUCCCUGAGGAUCAUCCUGGUGGGCAAGACAGGCAGCGGGAGAAGUGCCACAGGGAACAGCAUCCUCUGCCAGCCCAUGUUCGAGUCCAGGCUGGGGAACCAGCCUGUGACCAAAACGUGCCAGGGGGAGACAGGGACCUGGAACGGAAGGAGCAUCCUGGUGGUCGACACGCCCUCCCUCUUCGAGGCAGAGGCUCAGACCCAAGAGCUGUACAAGGCCAUCGGGGACUGCUACCUGCUGUCCGCCCCGGGGCCCCACGUGCUGCUGCUGGUGACCCCGCUGGGGCGCUUCACCGCCCAGGACGCGGUGGCCGUCAGGAGGGUGAAGGAGGUCUUCGGGGCGGGGGCCAUGAGGCACGCGGUGGUCCUGUUCACCCACAAGGAGGACUUGGCGGGCGAGUCCCUGGACGAUUACCUGGCGGACACGGACAACCACAGCCUGAGGAGCCUGGUGCAGGAGUGCGGGAGGAGGUACUGCGCCUUCAACAACAGGGCCACCGGGGAGGAGCAGAGGGAGCAGCUGGCCAGGCUGAUGGCCGUGGUGGAGAGGCUGGAGAGGGAGACGGGCGGCGCCUUCUACAGCAACGACCUCUUCUUCCAAGCCCAGCUGCUGCAGCGAGGCGGGGGCGGCACCUGCGGGGCGGAGCUGGGGGGCUACCUGGCCAGUGUGCGGGUGCAGGUGGAAAAGCAGAAGCGAGACCUGCGAGGUCCCGGGAGUACCUGGGCCUGCCCGGCGCUCCUUAAAAUCACAAAGUGGAUGCUUUCUCAUAUCGGGAUUUCUGUGGUCCUUAUUAUAUGCCUUUUGAUUUUCCUUGCCACUUUAAUUAACCUGUGUAUUACUCAUGGGCACUGAGCCUUUUCAGGUGAUUGCUGCAGUCAGCUGGUUUGUGUGUUCAGAGUCACCAUCUCUGGGCCAGAGCCUUUGAUUUUUUUACCUAAUGUCACGUUCCAUUUCUCUCCAUCACAUCUGGACACGCUGUCCAUUUUCUUCAAGCCUUUUAGGUAAAUAAAACCCAAAGGAAAAAAAAUA